Messenger RNA from Ectocarpus sp. CCAP 1310/34, 1398 nucleotides. NCBI's taxonomy places the organism in Eukaryota, Phaeophyceae, Ectocarpales, Ectocarpaceae. The record is from the annotation of a GenBank genome assembly.
CUCGCUCAGGUCACGCAUUUACACAGCCGCGGUUGGAAGCCCAGAGGUAGUUGCCUGAUAGGGUGGCCGAAACAGGGAGAGAAAAUCUCUGUGUUCUGCUCAAGGGCCUCCUCUGCUACGUGGGAACAGCAGGUGCUAUUGCGAGGUAUGUCCCCCACUACCAGCAGCAGCAGCAGCGGCGGCAGUUCACCGGAGGGGGGGGAGGGGCUGCUAGAGGGAAGCAGUGGGAAGAACGAGGCGGAGCAGAAGAGUUUCAUGCAACAGCAAAGGCAGGCGGAGGUGUUAAGCCUCCGGGAGCGGGGUGCCGAGCUGGAAGAACGCCUUCAAGCAGCUCGCAUCGCCCUCACCUCGGCCCGAGAACGGCGGGAGUUCAUGGAGGAAGAGGCGGAACAGGCGAGAGACUACGGCGACAAGCUGGCCCAAGAGAUGGCCCGGCUGGGGCGGAUCACCCGGACGCUUCCCCCGGACGAGAGCGCCUCCCUCGAGAAGCUCCGCCGCCUCGUGGCCACUCUGACGGAGAUCGAGCGGCAGGAACAGGCAGCCCUGGAGCAAGGCAAGGCCCGUGAGGCGGCCCUCCGUACGGAGAUCGCCGAGUUUACUGGCGAGACUACUGGGGACGGCGGCGGCGGUGGUGGCGGACCCGGAGAAGAGGCUGUGGCUGUUGUCUCACCGCCGCCAGAUGCGGCACCGGCAACGGCGGGGGCCCCGGCGGGCGAAGGAGGGGGAAGGGCAGGAAAAGGGCGAGAGGGGGGAGGGUUCGUGCUCGAGAAGGCGGUGGACGACCCGCUGGCUGCCAUGGCGGAGCCACAGGAGCAUCAAGAGGAGGACAAGAGCGGGGCGGGAAAUAUCGUGGGAGCAGUACCAGCCGCUGGGGUGGGUACUGUCUCUGUCCUGCGAACGGCGGUGGUGCUGGGAGGUGGAGAGAACGGCGGCGGCGGCGGCGGCGGCCCGGCGGAGAGGGCGAAUCACAGGAAGAAGCCUGCGCUGGAGGGAAAGGCGCUGUUCGCGGAGGGAUUGCACCGGAUCGAGGCCGCCUACGAAGUGGCGGUCGCAGAGCGAGAGGAGUCGGCCGCGCGACUGUCGCGGUUGAGGCUGGCCGUGGCACGGCGUCAGAGGGAGGAGGAUGCCGCCCUGGGCCACGCCGAGCUGCUGCAGUACCUGCUGAGGUUCGAGGAGCUCGGACAGCACUCUCUGGAGAGACAGGAGCAGCUGAGGAGGUGCCGGGCGGAGCGGUUGAUGCUGUCGCUGACGCGGGAGCUGCUGGCGAAACAGGCGAGGCUGCUCGAGACGAUCGCAGGCGGUGUGGAGGAGGCCUCCACGGGCGGGAAGGGGGUCAGGGAAGCCUACCUGCGGCAGAUCAAGGGAAUCGUUGAGGUAAGCGGUGACGUCGGUUGGUGA